Molecule: messenger RNA, 4836 nt
Organism: Plodia interpunctella (Indianmeal moth)
Lineage: Eukaryota; Metazoa; Arthropoda; Insecta; Lepidoptera; Pyralidae
Gene: Usp15-31
Product: Ubiquitin specific protease 15/31
Exons: 13
Coding region: 98-3016 (972 amino acids)
Biological process (GO): protein deubiquitination
Molecular function (GO): cysteine-type deubiquitinase activity
Source: RefSeq, a predicted model, not a curated record
UUAAAAUGGCGCUUGUUACUUUGACAUAUCAAUGUUUUCGUAAAAUUUAUUAUAUAUUUCUUUGGAAUUAAGCAUUAAAAACAAUAAACAUAGGUUUAUGUAUAUCAUGUCGACGAAUAACCUAGCUUCAGUUUUAAAAUCUUGUUCAGAGAGUGAGCUGAUAAAUGAAAUUUCCGAUACCAGCAUGACACCAAAGCAAGUCGAGGGAUCACGAUUGAAACGUACUUUUACAUUGCCCCGAAAUCCAUUUGGGACAAUGAAGCCUGCAACCAGCAAAAGUAAAAAUAGCGAAAAUGAUAAAUCUUUAAAUUCCAACUCCGAAAAUAUUGACAAUCAAAAAGAAACUGGUACACUUGAGAGGAAGUUGUUCAGAAGGCCAUCAUGGAAGAGAUUUUUGAACAAAAUAGCUCAGCAUAUGAGUACUGUUAAUGUUUCCGCCGUAAAAUCAGCCCCAGCUAUAAUAAGUGGUGAACGGGUGCCAUGUAGUGGAGAGCCCCCCUGGCCUCCGGGAGCAACCCCAGCGGCUACUGGAAUUAAAAACCAUGGAAAUACUUGUUACAUGAAUGCAGUCCUACAGUGCCUUUCUCAUACUGAUGUAAUUGCUGAAUAUUUUGUGUUAGACCAUUACAAGUUGGAUCUUCAGAAACGAAAUAAAAUAAACUCAAAAAAGUAUGGGACCAGAGGAGAGGUGACAGAACAAUUAGCAUCACUUUUAAAGGCACUUUGGGCUUGUCAUUAUACAUCUGAUAUGAGUACCACAUUUAAGGGUGUAGUCGAAAGACAUGGAACACAAUAUAGAGGAAAUAGUCAGCAUGAUGCACAAGAGUUUCUAUUUUGGCUGUUAGAUAAAGUACAUGAAGAUUUAAAUACAGCAACAAAAAAGAAAUAUAAAACUAUAAAGAAUACAUGUGGCAAGCCAGAUGAGGUAGUAGCGGCAGAAACUCUAGCCAACCAUGCUCGGAGAAACAGCUCAUUUGUCCAAGCAGUUUUUCAGGCUCAGUACAGGUCAGCAUUGACAUGCGCAAAGUGUGAGAGAACAUCAUGCACAUUUGAUCCAUUUCAUUGUGUGAGUGUACAGUUGCCGUCAAGACUGGCAACUGCUCAGCCAUCACCUCUACCUGUUAAUGUGGUGUACGUGAACCAGCAGCCGCGGCAAGUCCGUAUCGGCGUGGAGCUUUCGCCCACCGCCACCAUGGACGAGCUGCGUGCCGCGCUGCACGCCGACACCGGCAUCGACCGCGACCACAUCAUACUGGCUGAGAUCAACGACACAGGUUGGUGCGUAGCUCGCGCGGGCUGGGAAGCGGCGGGCAUGGACUGCGGCGCGCUGUACUGCAUGGAGGCGCCGCCGCUGCUGCAGGCGCCCGCCGCCCCCUACCUGCUCAUACUGUGGGUCAACCUGCUCGAGGGAGACAGGUUUGGUUCGCCGUACGCGAUGCAGGUGCCGCGCGAGAUCUGCUACGAGGACCUGCAGAAGCUGAUGCUGAAGGAGAUGAGCCAGGUGGUGGCCGAGCGCGUGCUGGAGCACGAGCAGCGCGCCGACAUCUUCCGCGCCAGGAUCGCAGAGGCGCAUCGCCCGAAAGAUCCGGCUUAUUUGCAGCCAGAGCUGCCGCACCCGCUGUUUGCGCUGGCCGUGGAGCAGGCGCUGUGCGCGCACGACACUCACCCGCAUCUGCGGCUCGAGCUGCUGUGGGACCCGCGGCACAGGGACAGCAUAAUCCGCGAGGCGAGUGAAGCGUGCGAGGUUCACGUGUCUUGCGGCACGGGACUGAACCCACUCACACUGCACGCGUGUCUACAGCACUACACCAGGGCGGAACAUCUGGCGCAGGAGGACGCCUGGAGGUGCCCUCAGUGUCAGCGAUAUAUGCCGGUAGUGAAGACCCUCGGACUUUGGUCUCUGCCGGAUAUUCUUGUCAUCCAUUUGAAGAGAUUUCGACAGCAAGCCAAAGGUCGGACCAGUACGAAGCUCACGACAAUGGUUGAAUUUCCAUUAAACGAUUUCGACAUGACGCCGCAUCUUGUAAGGAGAAACACCAGUGUCGUAGACUCGCCCGGUCAUUCCCGAUCUCCUCGGAGAAGACACUCCAAAACACUAUCUAGCACUCUACAAGAGAAUAUGUACGAUUUAUAUGCUAUCUGUUACCACCACGGAGACGACCUCGAGACAGGACACUACACCGCAGCUUGUAAGAACCCCUACGAUGGCCACUGGUACAAAUUUGACGACUCCAGGGUCUCGCAGGUCGACGAUGAGAACGCUUACAGUGAACUCGUUAACAACACAGCAUACAUGUUAUUCUACAAACGCAAAAAACCCAUCGUAACCCACUCUUGUUCCACCGACGAUGAUGUUCACUGGGCGUUGAGGAUGCCCAAGUUCACAAAAAUAACUGAAUCUCUGAACGAGAUAACCGAGAUAAAAGAAGAGAAUGUCGAGGACGGCAAAAAUGAAAUACCGAACGAGCCGGAGUCUGAAACCGACGCCACCGCCCCUACCCAUAGCCCGCUAUCCAGAAGUAUCGAAAGUUUACCAGACGACUCCAUGAACGAAGCGCCUUCUCCAUUGAAACAAACUACCACUACUCUAAUUCAUAACACGGCUUCCAUAAUACAGUCUCCGACGCUGCAACGUCCGUUGUUAGUGGAGGUGAAUGGGAAUAAAACGAACGACGAUGCGAAUAAAAACGAAACGACCGUUACUAUCGAACCAUACAUUCAUAAAGACGUCCACGUGAACCCCAAGAUGACGCCCGUGGACACGCGGCGGCCGCGCUCCGUGGACUACCCCGCGCGCUCCUCCGCGACCAACAAAGAUGCGAACAGGAACUACGAGAGCUCUCCGCUCGUAGCGAGCAUCAAUGGGGUGGAGUAUCAUCCCACUACUGAAGAUUUAAUGCUUUCGAUGUUCCAAGAAUCGAAGUAUAUUGUUCCGAGGCACGGAAACCACAUCUCUGGCGAAUCUCACCCUACAAGUGAAAAAUCUACUGCAUGGAAAACUCGAAUAUCCACAUGAGACCGACUCGUUUCGUCUGAAGGAUGUUGUAAUACAUCUUCAACUAUAUUGUCAAACCUAGAUCUGGAUUCGUUUAGGUGACGUUUAGUUUAACUUAUUACGAUUACUUUAAGUGUAUGCUGUGAAUGUAAGUGGAUAUUACUCGUGACGCGUUUUUGAUAAUAUAUUUUAUCUGCAGGGCUCUAAUUGAGAGGCUUUUUUUGUUUGCUUUAUUUAUUUUAUUUUUAAUAAUUGUUUUUUUUAGUUUUUUUGGAAAAAUAUUAUGUGGCAGCAGUAAGAUUACAUGUCUAAAACAUGUAGCUUUAAUACAAUCAUUCAUAAUUUUUAUAUUAAAAAUUUUCAUUACGCAAUUACCAAAGAUUGGUUAAAAAACAUACUCAUUUAUAAGGAGGCCUCUGAAGUGGCAAAAUAAAUGAUAUACUUACACCGAAACAAUACGAUUCAUGUUUAUAAAACGGACCAAAAUUUUAGACACCCACAUUCAGAUGGUCUUCCUAGUUACACUAAUUAAAUAAUUGGAUAACUAUAUAUAAGAAAUAAGAAAGGAAUUGUAGCGCUGUCUAAUAAAAUCUAUAUUUAGGUUUAUGAUCUAGUGAUUAUCACCAUAUAUGAAUUUGUAUCCUAUGUAGUUAGUGGGCGGAAUAAUCGAAUUAUCUUACAAAUGCCACAUUUGUGCCUUGGCCCUAGGGAUGUUGUGAUUUUAAAAUUAACGGAAAAUAGAUUUGCUGACGUACACUACUAUAUAAAACUAGAUUUGCAUAAUUGGUAUGGCAUGUAAUUUAUGGAUUUAAAUCGAUUAUACGAAGAUAUAUUUUAAUUUAUUUUUAUUAUUGUGAUAUAAGGUGAACUUUCAUUUGUGUCUUAUUAUUUAAAAAAUAUGUAGACAUAAUUCGCAAUCGGUUAGAAAAAUGUCUUGUGAUUUGUAUGUACAUUUUCUUUUAUAUAAAGUUGUAUAUACUGGUCUUUCGUAUAUUUUUUACUGAAAACAAUACAUUGUUUAAAUAAUACAUUUUUAUUAAAACGAAAAGUUUUUUUUUGUAAAUAUUCGGAGUAGUUAUUUUUGUAAUUGCACCAUAUUUAGAUUUGUAUACAGCACAUUAUGUGAUUUUUUUAAUUUAUAGUAGAUUUUAUGUAUUGGCGUUAGAUUUAUAAAAGACAUUAUCAGUGUAUAAUUUGGUUUUUCCAUUGGAAGUGGCCUAAUUUCGUACCUGUGAUUAACGUCAGCAUAUUUGGUACGGCGCACUUUGUUACCUUCAUUGUGGUGCGUAAUGACCUACUUUUUAUCGCAAAAUAACAAGAUCUUCCGAUAGCAUUGUCCAUUUAAUGUCAAUUAAGGGAUUGAUACUAGCUGCGUAGAUUAUGCGUACUGCUGUUAAAUGCAUACCCACGGAGGGUUAAUCUGAUAUCAUUCAAGGGUAUUAUCAAAUUUAAAAGGAUACUUAUGAUCUUUAGAGGUAGAUGGUUUGCUCUCAUUAUGAACUGCAUCUUCCAUUCUCCGAAGCACCAGUUAUUACAAGAGGGAUUUGCAGUUCCAUGUAUUUUAAGUUAUAAACAUAAGCCGGUCAAUCUGUAUACGAGUUUACCUACUAAUACUGUUUUUUUUUAAUUUGUACUGUCAUUUUGUUUGUAACAUAAUAUUAUAGAGGACCUAUUCAUAUUGGAUUUUAUACAAAAAACUUAUCCAUGUUUUUUCCAUAAAGAUCUCGUGUCAGUUUGGUCGUCUUAUCUCUCAAUAUUUUGUAUUAUGUUCGUUGUUUUAAUUUAAAGAUGUUUAUUAUAAUUUCACCACGUUAUCUCAAAAUAUAAGUGUUAUCUACACA